UUAUGUUCUGCUGUUUGUGGGAACUGUCACCGGAGAGCAUCAGGCAGUUUGUCCGACUCCAACAAUGGAGGCAAAACGAGGCGAGGACGUCGUUCUACGUUUUUUUCUGGAGCCUGAGUUCAACUUGUCUGCUAAGACGUUGGAGUGGAGCAGAGACGACCUCAAGGAGCCCAAUGAAGUCCACGUAUAUCGAAGUAAAGGGGACGAUCCUACAGCACAGAUAGGUCAAUACAAAAACAGGACGACUCUCAACCAUGAAGAGCUGAGCAGAGGAAUCGGGACCCUGCUGAUCUCCUCAGUACAACCGUCUGACAGCGGGCUGUACCAAUGCUACAUCCCAAAGCUGAAGGUUGGUUGUACCAUCAACCUCACUGUCGUAGAAGAAGACCAACAGAGCACAACUGGACCUCCAGAGGAAGACGUGACUGAGCCAAACAAUGCCAAUGUUGGGAACAGGAAUGCGGCUCGUGCUCGUAUCGUUACUGCUGCUGUUGUUACUCUCUACGUUCUCGUUGUUCUGGUUCUGUGGAAGUUGGGAAAGAUCCAGGAUUGUAUGAAGAGGCUCAGAGGGAGGACGGAGCAACAUCUGGAGACGGUUUCUGACGGAUCUGAAAGGAAAGAGCUGAACUCCAAAUCAUCAGAGGACUGCGAGGACCAGGAGACGUCUGCAGAAAACGGUUCGGGAAACAUCGACUCAGAGGGGAAGUGAUGGUCUUUGGUAUUUACUGCACAAAUUAAACCUCCAUGUCAGGGACCGAGCUGGCAGGCACGAGGAGUCAAGGGUACAUUUUCACAAAAUAACAACAAACUAAACAACAAGAAACAUCUUCUCUGUAUAACGCCAGUUCCAACAUUCACCACAAACAUCCUCCAAUAUGAUCACACAGCUGGAUCAGUUUCAAAGGGAACCCCUUGACCUCUGACCUCAAGAUGUAUGAAUGUAAACGGGUUCUACGGGUACCGACGAGUCUCCCAUUGGCAGACGCUGUACGAGUCGUACUGACUUGAGAUCCAUUAAACAGCUGAACAUGUUUCUAUUGUCUCUUUUUAAAUGUCUUUUCUCUUUUGUUGCUGCUGCGCCGUAUUAACACAUUUAUUGUAUUUGUCUGCAUUUAUUACAGUGUGUGUGUGUGUGUGUGUGUGUUUGUGUGUUUGUUGUUCUCUGACUGUAUU
Dicentrarchus labrax (European seabass) is the source of this 1173-nucleotide messenger RNA. RefSeq lists its product as uncharacterized. The coding region runs from base 65 to 709 and encodes 214 amino acids. NCBI's taxonomy places the organism in Eukaryota, Metazoa, Chordata, Actinopteri, Moronidae. The transcript is spliced from 5 exons. The record is from RefSeq and is a predicted model, not a curated record.